Paramecium octaurelia is the source of this 1579-nucleotide messenger RNA. Lineage: Eukaryota; Ciliophora; Oligohymenophorea; Peniculida; Parameciidae. The record is from the annotation of a GenBank genome assembly.
AUGGAUGCUUAAAUUGAUCAAUAAAUGAAAAUAAAGAAGGCUCAUUUCAUAAAUUCAAGUAUAAAAAGUAAAAAUCAACUUGCAAAUUGAUAGCAAAUAUAAAGAAAGAUUAUAAAUUCAUUAAGGAAAUAGGAGCAGGUGGUUUUGGUGUAGUUUUUGAAACUGAGUAGAAGUCCACAGGUAUAAAAUUAAUGCUCAUGAGGUAUUAAAAGAGCAAUUAAAGCAAUUGCAAAAGAUCGUGUUGUAGAUAAGGAGAGUUUUAAGAAUGAAUUGUUGAUCCUUAGAAAGAUUGUAAUAUUUAAAUUUGAGUAGAGGAUCAUCCAAAUGUUUUGAAGAUGUAUGAGGUAUAUGAAACUGAGAAGACAGUGUAUUUGGUAACAGAGUAAGCUUAAUGAGUAUAAUAGGAUGUGCGAAGGAGGAGAACUAUUUUAUUACAUAACCAAAACCCAGCAUUUGACUGAGAUGCAAGCAGCCAAAAUAAUGAGACAAAUAUUUACAGCAGUAGCAUAUCUACACGAACAUAAAAUAGUUCAUAGAGAUUUAAAGCCAGAGAACUUCCUAUUGAAAAAUAAGGAAGAUGAGUCUUCAAUUAAAAUGAUUGAUUUUGGAUUGGCUAGAUUCUUCAGAGAGGACGAAGUGAUGACGUAGCCUAAUGGGAGUCUAUUUUACAUUGCUCCCGAAAUUAUUAAAGGACAAUACUCAUAUGAAGUUGAUUAUUGGUCAUUAGGAGUGAUUUUAUAUGUGAUGAUGUGUGGAUAGCCACCAUUUCCAGGUAGGAAUCCCCAAGAGACGAUAAAGAAUAUACAGAAAGGAAUAUUUACAUUUUCGAAAGCAGGAUUCAAGGGGGCAAGUGAAGAGGUAAUUGUAUAAAUUGAGGAGAGGUUAGGGAUUUGAUAUAGAAAUUGUUAGUGAUGGAGCCUAAGAGAAGAUUUACUGCUAAAUAAGCUUAUAAUCAUCCUUGGGUGUAAUAACAGGUUAGUCAUGAAUUAGUGAAUUUGAGAUUGCAUGAUGAUGCAAUAAAGGGAUUAGAGAAGAUGAUUAAUGCAUAAUAAAUGAAGAAAACAAUGUUAUUAUAUUUAGCAACAUUUAUACCUGAAAAUGAAGUAACUUCAUUAAGAUAAUUAUUCGUUUCUUUGGAUAAAGAUGGAAAUGGGAUGAUUUCAUUAGAUGAGAUGAUUGAAGGAUUAACUGGCUUUAAAAAUAUGAAACACAAAAAUAUGGAUAAAAACUUUGUUACUCAAUUAUUCAAAGCCAUGGACAUUGAUUAGAGUGGAUAGGUCGAUUAUAGUGAGUUCAUAGCAGCAUUUUUGGUGUGUCCACAAUUUUAGAAUGAGAGAUUCAUAGAGGAACAAUUCAAAAGAAUAGAUUAAGAUAAUAGUGGAAGAAUAUCUAAAAACGAAUUGAUGGAUAUUUUUCAUACUGAUACUAUAUCAAUAAAAGACAUAGAUAUUGAAGAGUUGAUUAAAUAGGCGGAUCUAAACAAAGAUGGGGAGGUAUUACAUUGAGAUUAUAAAAGAUUGAUUAUCAAGAAUUCAUGAUUCUUUUAAGGGAUAGAUUUGCUGAUUAGAUAAAGCAUUGA